Solenopsis invicta (red fire ant) is the source of this 3712-nucleotide messenger RNA. It is a transcript of the gene shakB, whose product is annotated as innexin shaking-B. Gene Ontology annotation, cellular component: plasma membrane; gap junction. The transcript has 5 exons. Bases 1 to 1122 code for a protein of 373 amino acids. NCBI's taxonomy places the organism in Eukaryota, Metazoa, Arthropoda, Insecta, Hymenoptera, Formicidae. Gene Ontology annotation, molecular function: gap junction channel activity. The record is from RefSeq and is a predicted model, not a curated record.
AUGCUGGACAUAUUUCGCGGUCUGAAGAGUCUCAUAAAAAUCUCGCACAUCCAUAUCGACAGCGCCGUCUUCCGCUUGCAUUACAGCCUGACUGUGAUCCUGCUGAUAGCGUUCUCCCUGAUUGUCACAACCCGCCAGUACGUCGGCAAUCCCAUCGACUGCAUACACAGCAAAGACCUGCCCGAGGAUGUUUUGAACACUUACUGCUGGAUACACAGCACCUACACGAUAACCGCUGCGUACCAUAAGAGAGAAGGCUCAGAGGUGCCCUUUCCCGGCGUCGACAAUUCCAGAUCAUAUCCCGAAACCGAGCGAAAAGAGUACAGAUACUAUCAGUGGGUCUGCUUCAUGCUGUUUCUGCAGGCGAUCCUCUUCUAUACUCCGCGCUGGCUCUGGAAGGGCUGGGAGGGUGGCAAGAUUCAUGCCCUUAUGAUGGAUCUCGACAUCGGGCUCUGCUCCGAGGUGGAGAAAAAGCAAAAGAAGAAAAUGCUGCUCGACUACCUCUGGGAGAACCUUCGCUUUCACAAUUGGUGGGCUUACAGGUACUACCUAUGCGAGGUCCUCGCGCUGGUGAAUGUGGUCGGUCAGAUGUUUCUGAUGAACCGUUUCUUCGACGGGGCCUUCUUGACCUUUGGCAUCGACGUACUCAGAUUCCUCGAGUCCGAUCAAGAGGAUCGAGUGGAUCCAAUGAUUUAUGUCUUUCCACGAAUGACCAAAUGCACCUUCUACAAGUACGGCGUCAGCGGAGAGGUCGAGAGACAUGACGCCGUCUGUAUACUGCCUCUGAACGUCGUGAACGAGAAGAUCUAUGUCUUUCUGUGGUUCUGGUUCCUUUUCCUCGGCGUGCUCAGUUUCUUUACGGUUUUAUAUAGGAUCCUAAUAAUAUUUUCGCCACGCACGAGGGUCUACCUGUUGCGAAUGAGGUUUCGUUUGGUACGGAGGGACGCGGUGGAGACCAUAGUGCGUCGCAGUAAAGUUGGCGAUUGGUUUCUCCUCUACAUGCUGGGCGAGAAUUUGGACACCGUGAUAUACAGAGACGUGAUGCACGAAUUGGCGAACAAGCUCGCCUCGAGGCAUCACCACGGCGUAUCGGGAGUGAAGAGCGAGCUUCAAGAAGCCUGAUCGAGGUUGCCUCGGAGGGUCGGCACGUACGAAUCGCCGCUGCCGCUGCCGCAGUCCUGCCCUCGCCCAUCUGUAUCGCGCGGUCGUCGACGCGUCCGGGAACGAGGACGCGGGACGUGCGAUCGUAGCCGGAGCCUGAGAAGACGACGGGCCGGCGACGGGUCCUCUUCCUUGAGGAUCCGCGGCUCCGGUCUCGCCAAGAGACGCGUUUUUCCCUUCCGCCGACUAUUGCUCGUCGAACUCGAAGCGAUGCGACAGCGAUAGCUAGAUGCCGAAGAUGCGUUCGCGGAGAUAACGAUUUGCGGUGAGAAAGGGAAAGAGAGAAAGAGAGGAAGAGAAAGAGACGCGCGCGCUUUCGCUAGUCAUUCUCAAUAAUCGGAAACUGACGCAGUUUCGGCGAGUUCAGCGAUCUCGAGGCGCAGACACAAGCAAAAAUAUUUAGAGAAGAGAGUAGAGGUGCCAACUGUGUGCUUUCGACAUUUUCAAAUUAAGCAUUUAAGUUUUACGCGUUAGGGUCGUUAUAUAUUUUUAGAUUUAUAUGCGCAUUCCAGUAUAGUAUGAACACAAACGGGUGUAGACGACAUCGCAUGCACGUAUCUGUAUUUUUUGUAUUUUUCCGAAAAGAGGGAAGAUCGCACCGCGGUGUCUCCUUGUAUGUUUUCUUGUCCCAUCUCACGUACUCACUUUCUUCUCUACUUGUAGAAAACGUAAGCGCAGCGGCGAAAGGUGCAUUCGGCCGCGUCUUGCAGCACGGAGAACCGAACUCGUCGAAAUUGCAUACCGGUUCCAGUCCCCGGUCGCAGUCGGGCGGAUCCAGCUGCGGCGCGGUGCGGCGGCGAGGCGGCGGCGGCCUGCGAACGAAAAGACAGAGACACGCGCGGCAGCGCGUGUGCGAGCGAUGGAAAGGACCAAAACUAUAUCGUUGGCGUUGCCGCACUCGGCAGGAGAUGCGUCGUCCCUAGAUAGCGACACUCGUUAAAAGACACUUCGGGAACGGCGGCAACGGCGGCGCGGCGGCGGCGGCGGCGCGGGUCGUCGAACGGAUAUCGCACCGGCCGAUCGUCGAGGGUGUAACGCCGGCCAAAGAAUUCUUCGUGCCUUCGUAUUACUCCCGCGUCGCCGAAAGACAAGAUCGCGAAAGAGUGCCAGAGAUCGAAUGUAUCGUCGCACGGAAUAUCUUGUUUUUGGCGUAGCUGAAAAUUUGGCCUCGCCACAUUAAAGAGUACCUUCAGAACCAGAGACUGAAGAAUUGAGAAACAACGAAUUCCUCGAGGAAAAUACAAUUGUAAGCUUCUUAUGAAUUAUGUAUCUAUGUGACAGCUGAUUCUAUCACUUUUCCCUAUUGUCACAUUAAAAAAUGAUUUCAAAAGCGCGGCAGAUGAGAAAUCGAGGAACAAUGAGUUCCUCGGGGAAAAUAGAAAUAUAAGCUUUUCAUGAACUAUUUUGUUACGUGACAGCUGAUUCUUAUCAUUUUUUUCCCCAUUGUCACAUUGAAAAGAUGCUUUCAGAACCGGCGAAUGAGAAAUCGAGAAACAAUGAGUUCCUCGGGGAGAAAAUAGAAAUAUGAAUUUUUAUGAAUUACAUUACAUAACAGCUGAUUCUAUCGUUUUUCCUUAUUGUCACAUUAAAGAAUGUCCUCAGAGCUUUUUAUGAAUUAUUUUGCUAUAGGACAGCUGAUUCUAUCGUUUUUCCCUGUUGUCACAUUAAAAAAUUUUCAGAACUAGCAGCUGAAAAAUCAAUGAGUUCCUCGGGGAGAAAAUAAAAUAAAAUUUUUUUAUAAAUUAUAUCCUUAAAUGACACAACUGAUUCUAUCGUUUCUCUUUAUUGUCACGCGAAGGGGUGUGCCUAAGAAGAAUUAAAGUAUGUUCCGUGUGCCGAUAUACUCAGAUGUUUGUAAGUUAGCUCUAGGCUAUAGAGAGCAUCCAGGAAAUGCUAAAUGGACGCUGCGUAUAAUUGUAUCGAACUGUUUUAACAUUUUGAUCGUGCCGUGUUUCGCAAGUAUAAGUACUAGGUAAAGGAAAUACGAAGGGGGGAGGAAAUUAAUCGUUUUAAAGAUCAUUGUGUAGCUGUAUUUCGGGCAACGUUACGACGAUCUCUUUUAAUGGAAAGUUUGGAUUGUGCCUUUGAAGAAAGAUUCUUCUAUUCGAUCCAUUAAUGCAAUAACGUAAUAUGUAGUCUAGUCAUUAUACUCUACGUCUACGUAAUUAUCGAUCGCGAGUUCAUUCAUUGAUACGGACACACUGCCACCGAUCGGUACGAUCGAUUUUAUUGUAUCUGUCUUCGUUCUAUUUAAAUGAAGAUAGCGCCCAAAAUAAAGGUACGUUACCUUGAAACUUUAAGAGUUGUUAAUUUUGUGAUACUGAUUAACGAUUCCGAAAUGCUAUCACGUUAUUUAUAAGUAUAUCAUGUUAUUUAAUUUCUUUUGACGUCUGCAGUUUAUAAAACUUUCGUCGAUGACAAUGUCGAACUCUAAGUGAAUAUUUUAAUGGUACGCUACAUUCACGAACAGCUUAAAAGCCUUGGUUAUUUUCAUUUAAUCAAUAAACAAAGAUUUUUUUUCUGGAAAUGAAGAAACUUUUCAUUUGGCUUA